Messenger RNA from Hippocampus zosterae (dwarf seahorse), 2594 nucleotides. Its product is annotated as OTU domain-containing protein 1. NCBI's taxonomy places the organism in Eukaryota, Metazoa, Chordata, Actinopteri, Syngnathiformes, Syngnathidae. The transcript has a single exon. The coding region runs from base 285 to 1382 and encodes 365 amino acids. Gene Ontology annotation, molecular function: cysteine-type deubiquitinase activity. The record is from RefSeq and is a predicted model, not a curated record. Gene Ontology annotation, biological process: protein deubiquitination.
CAGCGGUCGUCACCCGGUUGGGCUUGACAAGUGUUUUACAACCGCCGAGCUCGCCUCUCAGCUUGUCGGGAGGCACCCCGUGUCGGUGAAGGUCCCGAAGUAUAGAGUGUCCCCUUCCCUCCCCACCCUUUCGCUAUCCGGAACAGAGGGGCACCGACGUCAAAACUUUCUCUCCAACUUCGCCAAGUCGAUGUCGGUGACAAGCGGCGGUAUUUUUAGUUGUGGCCGUCAUCGAGCUGUGACUGGCUGGCUGCGGGCUUGUUAUAAAGGACGCGCGCCUCGACAUGCAGCUUUACAACAGCGCCUUGACGCACUUCCCGAGAUCGUCCAGCAAAGUCACCAUCGCUUUAUCCGGCGGAACCGCCACGCCGCCUGAGGAAGACUCACCUGGACCGAGCCAGCCAGACGUGACUGCUCCUUCCGCAAACAUGCCUGCUUUUUCUUGCUACGAAGCCUCCCCCUCCUCGAGGCUCAGGCCUGUUUAUUUCACAUCCACUGCCGAGUUACUUAUACGAAGAGCGGACGGAGUGGAGAGGACGGUACCGGUCCAAAUCACCAGGGUUUCCAAGCCCCCAUCCCCUGACGACGAACUGGUCGACUUUAUCGAUGGACUUGUUCUCGAGGACCCCCCGGAGAGUCUUCUGUUUGCGAAUGAGGCGAGGAGUAACAGGUUGGUGCCCGAAGAAGAGCCUUGUGGCGAUGCACCAGAACCCCUCCUGAGCGAUGAGGGGGCAACAUCCGACUUUGAGUUGAGUGUCCUGCAGGAGCAAAGUGUCGACGACAAGGUGGCCCGCGAUGACAAGGUGGCCCGCUACUUGGCCGAGGUGGAAACGCAGAAUAAGUACCUCCGUGAGAGACGCAAGUUCCGUUACCACAUCAUCCCGGAUGGUAACUGUCUCUACCGAGCUGUGUGCAAAGCCACAUACGGGGACCAGGCGGGGCACGGCGAGCUGCGGGAGCGCACGGUGCAUCACAUCGCCGACCACCUGGACCAGUUCAAUCCGGUGAUCGAGGGCGACGCCGGCGAGUUCCUCAUCAACGCGGCGCAGGACGGCGCUUGGGCCGGAUACCCCGAACUUCUCGCGAUGAGCCAAAUGCUCAACGUCAACAUCCACCUGACCACAGGGGGCAGCGCCGAGAGCCCCACAGUGUCCACCAUGGUGCACUUCCUGGGCGAGGAGGACCCGUCCAAGCCAGCCGUCUGGCUGAGCUGGCUGAGCAACGGACACUACGACGUGCUCAUGGACACCUGCGCGGACAACCCCGAAUACGAGGACUGGUGCCGACACUCGCAGAUGCAGAGGAGACGGGAUGAGGAGUUGGCCAAAUCCAUGGCGGCAUCCCUGUCCAAAAUGUACAUUGAGAAAAACGGGGCUGUGUAAAUGCAGAGUGACUGUUUGGUUUGUGCCUUAAGUGAUACGAAUUUUUAUAUCUAUAUAUAAAAUGUAUGAGCUUUAACCAAGUGCUGUGCACAUAUUUGACUGUUUGCUACUAUGGUGACUUGAGUGGAUGUAAUUUUAUGCCAGUUCAGAAGGUGUUUUUUUUGGGGGGGGGGGGUUGUUGUCACAAAUAACUGAUGAUUAUUUUUUUGGAGCAUUGCGACUGUUUUCACCCUCAAAUAGCUCUCGCAGAACUUUUUUUUGGAAAAUUCCUAAAUAAAUCUUGAAUAUGUUUUGGGAAAUCUUAAACUUUCCUUGAACUAAUAGAACAAAAAAAUGCAGAUUUCUUUUUUUCUCCAUGAAUCCAUCUGAUUCGUAAAAAAAAAAAAAAAAAAAAAACCUUCUGGAAUGUACAAGACCAUUCCAUUGAAUGCUUUUCCAAAUAUGAUUCAAAGAAAUCCUACCUUCCUCAAGUAAAUAAUUAUCUCAAACGUACUACUUUUUAAAAAAUGAAUAUGAUGAUGCGUUUUUUUUUUUGCUGGAGGGAUUAUGGGAUUUUUUUUAAAUGAAUAUGACUGCAGUUUUGUUUUUUUUUUUUUUUUUGCCGGGGCGGUAUGGGAUCAUAAUACGACUUUAUAAUCUAUAUAUAAUAUUUAUAUAUCAUGUCUUUAUCAUGACUACUCUUUCUAAAAUGAAAAUCAGAAAAUACAAAACAAAUCCAACCAUCUUGAAAAAUACUUUUUCCUCGAACGGAAUUAAAAUAUAUAUAUUUUCAGUGUGGCUUUAACCCUUUUAUGCACCCUGUAACCUGAUCAUAUGAUGAGCUGUCCACUGUAGUAACCGCUGGGUUAACAUAACUAAAACGCGACAUAUUUCUUGCCGUGCAGCUUUUGAAUGCUUGGGACCGAAAAUUCUGUAAACUGCUUUGAAUGAUCACGAAGCAGGCGCACAUUUUAAUGGCAGAGUGCCUUUUAUUUUAUUAUUUUUUGAAUUCAAGUUUGUUACUAUAGCUCUAUGUGAAGAUGUAUAUCCUCGAUGAUGUGUUUGACUAAGAUGACCUUUCAGCUGACAAUGUUCAAGAAUGCUUUCUCGAAUGCCCGAGUGGGUGCGGUCAUCGCUAUCUAGUUGACAACAGUCACAUCCGGGGACUUUUCGAACAUUUUUUUUUAUUUCUCUCUGCAAUCAUUGCACAAUAAAAAGUGUAUUUAUAUGUGA